Helianthus annuus (common sunflower) is the source of this 1707-nucleotide messenger RNA. RefSeq lists its product as uncharacterized. The transcript has 4 exons. The coding region runs from base 1 to 1707 and encodes 568 amino acids. NCBI's taxonomy places the organism in Eukaryota, Viridiplantae, Streptophyta, Magnoliopsida, Asterales, Asteraceae. The record is from RefSeq and is a predicted model, not a curated record.
AUGGUUGAUAUAAGUUUUGGGGUUGGGGUUCCAAACGAGGUUGAGGCGGUUCUUCAUAGUGCGAACAGGCUCUUAAAUGCGCACCACCGAGACGGGUCGUUGGCUAUGCUUACCGUCGAUUUCUCGAAUGCCUUUAACCUUGUGGAUAGAACUGCUCUUUUAAAUAAGGUAAGGAAAAUGUGUCCAUCCAUCUCUGCUUGGGUUGAUUAUAUUUGGUCUUCCACGGGGUUUCAUCAGGGGGAUCCUUUAGGGCCUCUUCUUUUUGCCCUUGUUUUACACCCUCUUGUUCUCCGAAUCAGAGAUCGUUGUAAGCUUCUUUUUCACGCGAGGUACCUGGAUGAUGGGACCAUUAUUGGAGAUGCUACUCAGGUUGCCAAGGCUUUAGACAUCAUUAGAGUGGAGGGCCCCUCCUUAGGCCUCCUUCUCAAUAUUAAAAAAACUGAAGUUUUUUGGCCUACAUGCGACGGGGUGAAGACUCAGGAGGGUUUAUUUCCGCGGGAGAUUGGUAGGUCGGUGAAUGGUGUGAAACUCUUGGGUGGUGCUAUCAGUAAAGAUGGGGAUUUUAUUAGUGGUUUGGACCUCAAAAGAGCCAAAUGUGCGGUUGAGCUGAUGGGAUGCCUCAAACACCUUCGGGACCCUCAGAGCGAACUCCUCCUUCUUUGUUCAUGUAUGGGGGUUGCUAAACUGUUGUUUGGGCUCAGGACGUGUCAGCCUUCUUAUGUUGGGGAAGCUGUCUCUGUUUUUGACAAAGGGCUUCGGAAUGCGAUCGAGGACAUUGUUGUUUGUAGGGGUGCCUUUUUUUGGGGACCUACAAUGGAGGGUGCGUUGGACAAUCCGCAUAGUUCUCUUCCCGAUCUUGAUCUUGGUGGUUUCUACAUUAAAGACACCGCCCCCAUUAAAGCCCAGAAAAUACUGGCGAAUGCCUUAUAUGGCGAAAUCGUCAAGACAGUUGAAGAGAAGUUUGCCUUUUCCCCUCGGCAGCGAGCCGUGUUUGAGUGUUUACGAGCCCCCCAUGCUCAGGAUUUCCUGUCUGUUGUUCCCAUCGAAGGUUUAGGGCAAUGUAUGUCGGCUGUGGAAUACCGGGCUAUCCUCAAGUACCGAUUGAUGAUACCCCUUUUCCCGGUUGAUGAGCCGUGUCCUGUAUGUCGGAAGUGUUGCUUGGAUUCUUUUGGGGAGCAUGCAGUCCAUUGCAAAGAAUUACCGAGCUUUAAAUAUCGACAUGAUUUAGUCCGAGAUGUGCUGUAUGAUGUCCUUAAGCGAGCAGGGAUCUCGGCAAAAAAGGAAGCUCCGGUGAACUUCUUGACCAAUCCGUUAGAAGGGAGAUCUACCCUACGGCCCGCUGACAUUCUUGUUUUUGGAUGGGAGGGAAGGAAACACGCGUGUGUCGAUUUGACAGGUGUGUCCCCCCUCGUUGAGCUAAGGGACCACGGGUUUGUGGCAGGACAGGCGAUAACCAAGGCAGAGGCGGGCAAAGUAGCUAAACACGAAAAAGCUUGCAUUGAGAAUCAGCACGUGUUCGUCCCGUUUGCUUUCGAUACCUUUGGCGCUCUCGCCCCUGACGCGGGGCGGUGGUUGAAAGGGGCGGUGGUUGCAGGGGGUGUUGGUUGCGGUGGUGGAUGGGUUGUAGGGGGUGGUGGCUGUAAAGGGAUUGUGGUUGCUGGGAUUAGUUGCAGGGAGAUGUUGGUUAAAGAAGGUUGGAGAAGAUGA